CACCCACCACGACCACCACCACCAAGCACCGCAGCCCACCCUCACGACCUCUUGGCAUCACAACUCCAACUCAACAACACUCACUCAACCUUUCAUCUCCUCACACAGACAGAGCUUUACAGCACCAGGGCUGGCCCCGCACUCCUUUACUCCAGUCAUGAAGCUCUCACUCGCCCUCGUGGCCUCGACUCUGGCCGUCGCUGCCGCCGCACCCGCCGCCGCGCCCGCCCCCGAGGGCGACCUCUUCGGCGGCAAGGUGCACUUUGGGCACGCGUUCGGCGUCAACGCCGCCGAGUUCAACGAGCGCGACAGCGUGCCCGUUGAGCGUGCCGCCCCCGAGGGCGUGCACAUGGCGCGCGACUUCCCUCCCCAUCUCCGCGGGGCAAAGUGGUUUGUCGACCCCGUCGGCCGCCACGCGCCCCAUGCGGUCCCCUGCCCCGACAAGGCGCGCUCGCGCUCCGGCCUCGCGCCGUCGUGGUUCCCCGGCCCCCUCGGCUCGCUCCUCUCCCGCCUCGGCCUCAACCGCCCCGGCCGCGCCUCGCCCAUGGGCUUUGAGCGUCUCGGCGGCCACCACGGCCCCGGGCCCGUGAUCAUCGACCUCGGCGCCCCCGAGCAGCUGCACAGCCGCCCUCGCCCCCACCGCCCCGACAUUGUUCCUGUUCUCGAGGGCGGUGUGGUCCGUAUCCUCCCUGUUGUCAACAACGCCGGCGGUGUCCAGCCCGCCGCGCCGCUGCUCAACGACGCCGAUACCGAGCACCACCACGGCCACUCGGUCUACCACCACCACGGCCACACCCACGGCCACGCCGGCCACCACGGCGUCGCUGUCCACCACGGCUACCAGGGCCACUAUGGCGGUCGCCACCCUGAGGCGCACGCGACGCUCGACGCCAUGCUGUACAAGUGGGACAUGUUCCGUACCCGCCUCGGCAAGGGUCUCACCGACCUCCCCGUCCCCAUCCGUUCGUUUGUGAUCGGCGCGCUUGUUGGCGCUGUGCUCCAGGUCCUGUUCUCUCUCAUCUUCCUUGGCAUCCGCCUUGGCUGCCGCGGCGGCAGUUGCCGUGAGCGCCGUGCCGCUCGCCGCGCUGCUCGCCAGGAGCGCCGCGCCGCGCGCCGUGCCGCCAAGGAGGCGAGGCGUGCCUCCAAGUCGACCAAGUCGGCGCGUGACGAGAAGGCUGCCGAGGCUGGGUUCACCAUCGACGACGAGGUCCUCCCUAGCUACGCAGAGGGCGAGACUGACCGUCUGGUCAACACGGCCUAGGCAUUGAGUUUGCGACUCGCAUGGAGUCUGUGACUCGCACCCCCCAUACUUUGUACCAGCACCAUUCGCCGUAGCCCUUCCAUCAACGAUGUAUCCAGUGUGUAGA
Vanrija pseudolonga is the source of this 1367-nucleotide messenger RNA. RefSeq lists its product as uncharacterized. Bases 158 to 1261 code for a protein of 367 amino acids. Lineage: Eukaryota; Fungi; Basidiomycota; Tremellomycetes; Trichosporonales; Trichosporonaceae. The transcript is spliced from 2 exons. The record is from RefSeq and is a predicted model, not a curated record.